AUGCCGCGCCUCCCAGCGAUCUUCCGACUGCCCUCGAAGCUCCGCCGCCGGGCGCGACGCCGCAGGAUGACGACGCUGCUCACGCUGCUGGCCAUCCUGCUGCUGGUCGCCGUGCCCUUCUACGUCAUCUACAAGCCGCCGCGGGCCCUGAUCGGUUAUUUCUCGCGCCGCUGGCCCGACGUGCUGUGGGAGGUGCAGACGGACCGCAAAGUGGUGGCGCUGACCAUCGACGACGCGCCAUCGGAGCACACCGAGGAGAUCCUGGGCGUGCUGAACGGCUACGAGGCGACGGCGACCUUCUUCGUCAUCGGCGGCCAGGUCGCGGGGCGCGAGGAGAUGCUGGCCGACAUCGUGCGCAGCGGCAGCGAGCUGGGCAAUCACGCCAUGCACGACGAGCCGUCGCGCGCCCUGUCCGACGACGAGCUGACCCUGCAGAUCGACAAGGUCCGCGACAAGAUCCGCAAGGCCUACGAGACAGGCGAGCGCGCCAUGCCGCCGCAGUACUUCCGCCCCGGCUCGGGCUUCUUCAGCGACCGCAUGCGCAGGCUCGCCGACAAGCUGGGCUACCGCCUAGUGCUGGGCAGCAUCUACCCGCACGACCCGCAGAUCAACUGGCCGUGGAUCAACGCCAGGCAUGUACUGAGCAUGGUCCGGCCCGGCGGUAUUAUAAUAUGUCACGACCGGAGGGGCUGGACCGCCCCGAUGCUGCGGACGGUCCUGAAGCAACUGAAGAAGGAUGGAUAUCGGGUCGUCAGUCUGACGGAACUGCUGAAGGAGACGCAACAAUGA
Molecule: messenger RNA, 789 nt
Organism: Anthostomella pinea
Lineage: Eukaryota; Fungi; Ascomycota; Sordariomycetes; Xylariales; Xylariaceae
Source: the annotation of a GenBank genome assembly